This is a messenger RNA of Dichotomopilus funicola, 1092 nucleotides long. RefSeq lists its product as uncharacterized. The transcript is spliced from 3 exons. The coding region runs from base 1 to 1092 and encodes 363 amino acids. The record is from RefSeq and is a predicted model, not a curated record. Lineage: Eukaryota; Fungi; Ascomycota; Sordariomycetes; Sordariales; Chaetomiaceae.
AUGGCCACAGAGACACCAUCCAACCAGCCCCUCUACGACGAGUACUCCGUCGAAGCAGAAACCGCCGCCUUCUUCCAAAAGACCUCAGCAACCCGCUCGCAAUGUCACGCCAAAACAAGGGAGCUCUUCGGAAGAGACGACGUCAACAUUGACAUCGUCCCCGUCCGGGUCCAGGGCGCGUGCAGUUACUCCGUGUAUGCCGGUCCAGCGGGGGGGGAUCUGGCGUAUGUAGUGCAGUUCCGUCUUGCGUCGCUGGCGUUGAAGAUGGAGGUGGUAAGGCGGGCGAGGGAGGUGUAUGGGGCUUUGGCGCCGGAGGUGAAGUUUGAGGGGGUUGCUGGUGAGGGGAAGAGGAAGGAGGUGCUUUAUGUGUAUCGGAUGAGUCGGGUGAAGGGGGUGACGCGUUUGAAUUUUAUUUUGAAGAAUGGGUUUCCGGAGGAUUCGGUGGAUAAUAUGCGGUGGCGGAAGAAUCUUAUGGCGGGCGUGGCACGUUUCAUGGCCAUCUCCUGGAACAACCCCCAACCCGUCACCCCCGAGUACCGAACCAACCUCCACCAAACCUACCUCAACAACCUAAACCGUCUCCUCACCGGCCUCCCCACGCGCUUCCAGCCCAUCGUGCAGCGCUGCAUCGACUCGCUCGACGCCAUCAUGGCCCUACCCAUGGUCCUCCUCCACCACGACUUCGGCGACUGCAAUGUCAUCGUCGACGAGACCACCUGCCAUCUCGCCGGCGUCGUCGACUGGGCGGAGGCGGCGGUGGGGCCGUUCGGGGUGAACUUGCACUCGCUGCAGGCGUUUACGGGGAAGUUGCAUUUAAGGAAUGGUUGGACGCGGUAUGGGGAUUAUGGGGGGUUGCAGGAGGUGUUUUGGGAGGAGUUUAAGGCGGAGGUGGUGGGAGGGGUGUCGGAUGAGGAGGUGAGGGCGAUCAAGAUGGCGAGGGUGUUGGGGUUGUUGCGGUCUUCGGGGUUUACGAGUCGGUUGGCGAAUGAGCCGGAGCCGGAGCCGGUGCCGAUUCGGGAUGAUGAGCGGGGGCGGUAUAGUAUGUUGUCACUUGAUGGGUUUCUUAUCGAUGAGAAAACUAGGUUUGAUUAA